This is a messenger RNA of Stylonychia lemnae, 222 nucleotides long. The record is from the annotation of a GenBank genome assembly. Lineage: Eukaryota; Ciliophora; Spirotrichea; Sporadotrichida; Oxytrichidae.
AUGGCGAUUGCCGGUGACCUCACCUUCAACCCGCUGAAAGAUACAUUGACCAACGAAAAAGGCGAGCAGGUGAAGCUGGAUGAGCCGACAGGCUAUGAGUUGCCUCCGAAAGGCUUCGACGUAGAUGACGCCGGUUACCAGGCUCCUGCUGAAGACGGAAGUAAAGUAACGGUACUGGAAAAUGCACAACGGAUCACAUCUCUAUGGCUGGCCCCUGGUUGA